UGCAAAUUCUGUAAUUUGAAAGAGAGAAGGAAGAGAAGAUGAUGUCUUUGAAGGGAUGUAAUUCAGUGGAUCAGCUUAAAUCACUGUCUCAAUGGCAAUCUGUCUCCGGUCCCAAAGCAAUGGCUCGUCGUGGAAUUCCCAUCGUUUCCUGCUGUUCUUCCUCUUUAACCUUUCCACAGCUACGAACUUCCGAUCUUGGUGUCUUGGAAUGGACGAACGGUUCGGUAGGAGCAGUAUCGAACAGGCCCAUCAAUGGGUCAGCAAGCUUGGUGGAGCAGCUUCAGCUUGGAAGUCUGGCUGAAGAUGGACGGUCCUAUAAAGAGAAAUUCAUUGUGAGGUGUUACGAAGUUGGGAUUAAUAAAACUGCUACUAUUGAUGCCAUUGCCAAUCUCUUGCAGGAAACUGCAUGCAAUCAAGUUCAGAGUAUAGGGUUCUCCACAGAUGGUAUGGGAACAACUAACACCAUGAGAAAGUUGGAUCUUAUAUGGGUGACUUCUCGAAUGCACAUUGAAGUUUACAAAUACCCAGCAUGGGGUGACAUUAUUGAGAUUGAGACAUGGUUCGAAGGUGGAAUAGUUGGGACAAGACGUGAUUUCGUCAUGAAAGAUGCCAAUGGCACACUUAUUGGGAGAGCAACCAGCAAAUGGGUGGCGAUGAACAAACACACAAGACGACUCUCGAAAGUCACUGCUGAAGUGCUGGAAGAAAUUCAGGAUUUCUCUCCAUUAACUCCACGAUUAGCUUUUCCAGAGGAGGAUACCAGUAGCCUGAAGAAAAUUCCCAAGCUUAAAGAACCUGCACAGUAUUCUAGAUUAGGGCUUAAGGCUAGAAGAGCUGAUUUGGACAUGAACCAGCAUGUGAACAAUGUCACCUACAUAGGAUGGCUUCUUGAGAGCAUGCCACAAGAAAUUAUUGACACCCAUGAACUUCAAAAGGUUACACUGGAUUACAGAAGAGAAUGCCAACAUGAUGAUGUGGUUGAUUCCCUCACUAGUAUGGAACUGAUAGAGGAUGCAGAAGCAAUUGCAGAGCUUAAUGGGACAAAUGGAUCUGCAAUUGAGUGGAAAAACAAAGACGACUGCCGUCAGUUCUUGCAUUUCUUGAGAUUGCCCGGUGGUGGACUGGAAAUAAAUCGGGGUCGCACCGAGUGGAGAAGGAAAUCAUCAAGAUAAGUUGUUGAUAACUUGGUGUCCAGCUUACACUUUUUGUAACUGUGUGGGUGGAGAAAGGAAUUGAACUAGAUUGGUAAAGAGUUUUGUUCAUUGAUACUCUCAUCAAUGUUCUUUGCUCAGACUUGGAAGUUUUACUAGUCUUUAGUUGGGACUUCCCUCUGUUAUUAUGUAAAAAAUAUGUAUUUUCUCUCAUUGUGUAAUAUGACAUUUUAGUAUUUUAGGUUAGCAGUUUGUCAUCUAUCUGUGUAUUGAAUUCCAACUUUCAUUGUAUGGCACACCCCCUGAACUCAAUAAAAUCAUUCUCUCAGUAUUUGUUAA
Molecule: messenger RNA, 1490 nt
Organism: Telopea speciosissima
Lineage: Eukaryota; Viridiplantae; Streptophyta; Magnoliopsida; Proteales; Proteaceae
Product: oleoyl-acyl carrier protein thioesterase 1, chloroplastic-like
Exons: 7
Coding region: 39-1172 (377 amino acids)
Biological process (GO): fatty acid biosynthetic process
Molecular function (GO): acyl carrier activity; fatty acyl-[ACP] hydrolase activity
Source: RefSeq, a predicted model, not a curated record